GUGGCUUUGUCCAACUCAAAACUAUCAGACCAUAAAAAUUAUCUAAGAGCUCAGGUGUCAUCUCAGGAUGCCCCCAAAACGGGAGACGGGCAGAAAAAUUGUACGUUAUUCACAUGAGAGGACAUGAGUCAUUGGAUAUUUUCCAAGUACCCUUUUCAGAUGAGUGGAUAUAUUUUAGUAUUCCCUUCAUGACACAGACGAGGCUAGAAAAGUGGGACGUAAACUUUGGGUCAAUGUGCUGCACUCUAAAACGUCUCUAUUUAGAAACUGAAUUUACUUGAUGGGGCAUUCUACUUUUGGAAGAACCUUUUUUUUGGGAUGAUUUGGGCUUACAGCUGAGAGUCUCUGAGAAGGCCAACGCAAUUUUUCACAGACAAAAAUGAUUGCUGCCAUGAAGACCAGACUAGGAUGUUUAUCCCACAAGUCUGACUCCUACAGUGAUUUCUCCGAGUUUCUGCCUCCAGCCCAGGGAGCCACUGCCAGAUGUUUGAAAUUGUCAACAGAGGAGGUUCUUCACUGGUCUGAUUCAUUUGACCAAAUUCUUUCUCAUAAACAUGGCCUGGCUGCUUUUCGGACAUUUCUCAAAACGGAGUUUAGUGAUGAGAACAUUGAGUUUUGGAUGGCCUGCGAGGACUACAAAAAAAUCAAGAACUCCAGCAAACUUCUAUCAAAAGCAAAUAAGAUCUUCAAAGAAUUCAUUGAUGUUCAGGCACCAAGAGAGGUUAACAUUGACUACCGCACCAGGGAGAAGACUAAACGGAGCCUGGAGGACCCCUCGCCCAGCAGUUUAAAUGAGGCUCAAGCAAAAAUAUAUUGUCUGAUGGAGAAAGACUCCUACCCACGAUUCCUCAGAUCAAAGAUGUACCAGGAUAUUGUCAACAGGACACACGCCCAUGGCCAACGGAGAUCUGUUUGAUUCUACUGAAAGACAAGUUAAACGGACAUGAAAAUCGCACAUGUAAAUACAAUAUUUAGACCUCAGAUUAUUAAUACUGAAGAGGUGAAUGCUUGUCUGCACCAGUUCCAUGUAAAGUAUGUUUACUCUCUUUAUGAAUUCAAAAAGUAAGCUUGUACAGAAUGUGAGCCAUGGACACAUAUACAUAAUUGCUUAACCUCAGCAUGUUGGGUGACAGAAUACAGUAUAUUUUGUGAUUGCAUGAUUUAUCUAACUUAUAUUGUUUGGCCUUUAUGUGAGGUCAUUCUCUCUGCUAUCAAAAUAUAUGGUUAGAAAGAUUCUAAUAAAUAUAUAAUAGAUGAUAGAUAACUUUAAAAAAGUAAAAUAAUUCACAAUAACGGUAACAGACACUGUGGUUCUGAGCAUUGUUGUCACAUAUGAAUUCCACUGAAUUCCUUGCUUCCCUCUGUUUUCAUAUGUAAAGAUAAAGCAACCCUACAUUGAGGAGAAACAAGCUUGACAUCAGUAGAAAAAAAAUGCUCCAAUGAAAGUACUCUUUCUGAGAACUACAGUACCCUACACUAUAUUCUAGGCCAAUGCCUCACAUUUCUCAGAAUCAUUCCCUACACUACAAAGCUCCAUUGUGAGAGGUCUUCCGCUUUCAGAAUACUGCAAUGGACCAAUUUCUUGUUGAUCUUCUUGUAACCUGUGGAGAACUUUGUUUUUAAAAAGGUUUUCUGCCUUCUGUGAGAAGGCCCAAUGUUUUUGCAUGUUUAUGUCAAUUUCUUUUAUUCCUGUUUAUUAUUGUUGUUUGGGUGUUCUUGGAUAUUUGUGUGCUCCAAGACAAAAAUGAAAGUUCCUGUACAGAUGACAUUAGAGUUGCUGCAUGUAAACAGGGUCUUCAUGCUUAUGUGUGAAAAUAGUAUUUUGGUAAUUGGACUACUUUAGUGCAUGGAAGUGUAGUCUCUGGUCUCUUCUUAUGUUACUGCAUGAAUGCUAGCUGAAUGAAAUCAGCAGUAAUUUUAUGAGCAGGUCAAAAUAAGAAGAGAAAAAGUAAUAAUAUUUUAAUCAGGAAAAAGGGCACAAUUUUACGUGAAUAUACCGUAUUUUCUGGACUAUAAGUCACUACGGAGUAUAAGUCACACAAGGCCAAAAAGGCGCACUGGAGUAUAAGUCGCAUUUUUUGCGGGUAAUUUAUUUUACAAACUACUUGACCAAAACAGACAUCACGUCCCCUUGGAAGACAGGUUCUAACAAUAAAAGAAUAGAGAACAGGCUGAAUAGGUGGUGGUUAUUCAGCCACACAAAAAAUAAACAUGAACAGAAAAGGUGUCCAGUGUUUAUGUAGCAUAAACAGUUUUUUCAUGUAUAAGUCGCUCUGGAGUAUAAGUCGCAGGAACAGCCAACCUAUGAAAAAAAAUGGAAUUUAUAGUUCGGAAAAUACGGUAAUUGUAUUAUGAGAAACAAAGCAUGAAACCAAAAAGCAUUUAUUUUGCUUUACAAAAUAGUAUUCAUUCAUCUUUUAGUGUGUGUGGCCCUUGGAGGAAAAAGUCUGGACACCCCUGAUUUACGGGCAAAUGGUCAUUGAGCUGUACUCUUCCACUCUUUACUGAGUCACACAGACGGGCCUUCAAAAAAAAAAAACAAACAGACCAGUGUAAUUUCAGGAAACAUCAUUGAAUUUUCCUGUAGCAUUGACCUUUGACACGGAUGUUGUAUCUGCUGUUUUUAUCAUGAUUUGACACUGGUGCUGCCAAAAGUUUACCCACAUUAUUUCUCUUCAUUUAACUACACAUAUAUCUGUAGCCUGGCAGCAUACUACAUAUUUACACAAAAUAAAAAUAGUGUGCCGUUAUAGAAGCUACUAGGGGUGUUCUUAAAAGGAAAACUGCUAUCCUUAUGUGAGACAUGAACACACAUCUUUCUCUGUGCAUUCUAAAGAUAUAAAAACAGGUCAAAAUAUGCAGUUGAGUGGUACCUCCAAAAACCUCCAACGUUUUAUGGUUUUACAUAUACGUUGGGUCCAUGUAGUAACAGGUACAUUCAUGAUAACAAGUAGGCCUUCCAGUAUUGUCACAUUUGGGUAAUUUGACGCAUUAAUGGAACUUUCUUCAUGAGUUGAGAAACAUAGAGACAAAUGCUACACCUCACAGUAACUUCUCCAAAGGUAAAAACAAACACACAGCAGCAGUGGUGGCACCUCCAAUAUGUUGCCUUACCUUUCUGUAGUGGCCUGAGGCAUUGUGAGUGUGGUGCUGAUGCAUUGCCGGUGUGGUGUGGUGAGGCGUGACUAUGGCAGUAACAUAGUUUUUUGGUGUAAAAAUGUUAAUAACAAUGGUAAUGGUAAUGUUUUUUUUUUCAUUUGUACAUGCAUCAGAUUACAAUUGAGUGCAUCACAUAAUCAGUUCACAGUUCCACAUGUCCAAAAGGAGUAGGAAGAAGCAAAGCUUAUUAAAUCCUACCCCUCCAUCUGGUACUUUUACACUCAGUAACUGUUACAUUUGUUCACUUCCUGUUUUCCAUAAUACAGUUUUUGUUUUGUUUUUUGUUGUUUUUUUAAAAAUAAUGUACCUUGUACCGAAGUACGAGGUGAUAUGACCAUACAAUGACAUUAUGUGUACCAUAGUAACUGUCAAUAUAGUGUAAUAAUAGCAAUGUCACUGUAGGUUGGCUAAUACACAGUAGACAAAUGGGGCGUUUUCAGAAGACUUUACAGGCGGAAUACUUUGUCCCAUUACGUGCAUUCCUAGCUGACUUAGGAUUUUGGGUGAUGGGCAAAAUUACAACAAAAGUGUUCCUUUUAAUUGUCUUGCAGAUCACAAUAGUGUUAGUCAUCAUCAUAAAUUAUCACACAGCGGGCAAUCAGCAUCAUCAUGGUAAAAUGCAACGUUACUAUGACUUCAAUUGAUUCUAUUUAAGCCUCGUACUGUAUAUGCCUGUGGAAAAAUGUAUUUUUAAGCACCUUACCUUGCAGUCACAUCUGAAUUGUUUAUGAUUCGACAUUAACCCCAGCUGAAAUUGUACCGCAAUGCUGCUUUUUAAAUUCUGUGACGUAGCUACUCACAAAACCUACGAGAAAGCUUGACGCACAACUCCCUCAGGAAUAACUGCUCUCUGCACGGGGUAUUUUUGUACCUUGUUCUUUCAAAAGCAACAGCAGCUGUUGGCAGUUUGAGCAUUGAGUCAAACAUAAUUCCAAUUUCAUGGUUUGUGGCUUUUAUGGAAGGAAAACAGAAGUUUUAGAUUAUGCGAAAGGUAAACACGAUAUUUGUUUGCCCCUCUGAACUGAAAUCGCGAUUACCUGACCAGCUUACUCUUUGUCAUUUGCUUCUAAAAUUGUGAAUAUUAUUUAUUUUUGUUAAAUAUCCUUAUAAAUACUGGUAUGGCUAAUGACUGAACACUAUACUAUAUACUGAACACAGUGAAAUCACUCUUUUUAUUCUUGUAUCCCAUUUGUUUCACGUGUACUCCAAGUGCAUCGGAUAUCCAUGCUGCUCCCAGUUGUGCAUAGCACCAAUAUGCUCUUCUUGACCUACUUUCUAUUUUUAUGAAAACCUUCCAAUCAAAUGAAAAGAUGUUUAGUAAGAGUUUCAUUCAUUAAAAAAUAU
Molecule: messenger RNA, 4503 nt
Organism: Doryrhamphus excisus (bluestripe pipefish)
Lineage: Eukaryota; Metazoa; Chordata; Actinopteri; Syngnathiformes; Syngnathidae
Source: RefSeq, a predicted model, not a curated record